Plenodomus lingam JN3 is the source of this 279-nucleotide messenger RNA. The record is from RefSeq and is a predicted model, not a curated record. NCBI's taxonomy places the organism in Eukaryota, Fungi, Ascomycota, Dothideomycetes, Pleosporales, Leptosphaeriaceae.
AUGAGAGUUGUGUCUGGUAUCCUCAUUCGAUGCACUUCCGAAAUGAACACCAUUACAAGCGCAGAUGAUCUCAGGAGAUUUGCGGGUCAUAUUCAUUCUGCAAUGACAACGUACAAAGACUUUGUUGUACUAGACAAGGUCGUGAAGGCGUUGUCUGGACUCUACCUCCAUCACCAAUGUCGCAGUGCGAGGGGGAGCCACUGCCCAGAAGAACAUGGAGAAUUAUCUCUGGAGGGAUCAUCAGAAAGGCCCUCCAGUAAGGACUUCAAAGGAUGCUAG